This is a messenger RNA of Dermacentor albipictus, 957 nucleotides long. The record is from RefSeq and is a predicted model, not a curated record. NCBI's taxonomy places the organism in Eukaryota, Metazoa, Arthropoda, Arachnida, Ixodida, Ixodidae.
GCUGAUCCCAGUAGGGAAUGCAGAUAGUUCUAAAAUUCUAAUGCCGCUUGUGUUCCUAGUGAGAGAUGAUUUAACUACUUUGUUUUUCUUGCUUCUUCAAAUUUCUUAAAAUGCAUUCGCAGCUGCUGCAAUGGCAGGAAGUACUCCUCAGUUUGACUUACCGAAAUGUUCGGCACUAGUCUUGCAGAGUUAACAAGUGGCUUAAUGUUUUCAGUGUUCGUGUACUGAUAGUGUGCGGUUUCAUUCUUGUAUAGCAUUAAGAUAUGGGCCUAAUUACCUUAUAUUUUGGCAAUAGUUAUUUCUGAAUAAAUUUAUUCAUUUUUAUAGUUUAUUGCCUAUGGGCCUCAAACAAGGGCCAAAAAUUUAUGUCGACUGGCAUGUCCAUUAGCUGGAAAUUAUUGAGUGAAGUAAAUUUGGAGUUUUCUAAUUUUAUAUACUGCAUUUUCAUCCACUUCUGCUGAAAUGAUGCUGUACCUGAGGUGUAGAAAGUGCCUUGAUGACAGCAGGAUCCUUAGAAGUAUCGUUAUGACGUAUUAUUUAGGUGCAUGUAUCUGAUCCUUUGUUGUUUUCGCUGAAGUCUAAUAACAUGUGGCUUGUGAAUUCCCAGCAUGCAGCUGAAGGGGGGCUGGAAGGACUGCCAGCAACGCCGCACCUUGCUGUCAUUGGAUCAAGCAUGGGGGACAUAAAGAAGAUCAUCGUUGCAGUUGAUGCUGUAGAAUUCAUCUCUACAAAAAGUCUUGAGAAGGCCAUGGGCCUCCUCUUAGGUGCCUUCUUUGUGUUCAACGUGGCGUACCCUCCCGACUGCCCCCUCACCAUGGAGUUUUUGCAGAGGUACCUUGGGCAGAUCAACCCAAUGAAAGGGCGCGGCAAAGGCAGGACCAGCAGAAUCGCGCCAAGGUUACUCAGCCUGCUGAAAGCACUUUAAUUCAUGAAUAAAUGUGCAAGUGGAGAUCUCCA